AUGUGUAGCGUCCCGAGCACCGUCCUGGAGCGCAUGCCCAUCCCACCUCGGACAUUGUAUACCCAACCAUCAAUACUAGAUCGAGACAGCAUGGGUCUGGAAGGAAUCGCGGUCGUGUCGAGAGCAGCUGUCCAAGACUUCUUGGAUAAGAUGGAAUUCGUUAACUUCAAGAGACACCGAGAUGGCGAGCUUCGUCGCCGUGUGGCUGAGAUCACCGAUACCUGGGACUUCAAGGAGACAGCGCGCCCUCACAUCAAUACCGCGCUCGUGAUCACAGAGUCCGCUUACGGCCAUCUCACCGAUCUAGAUGCAAAGGUCGCUAUCACCAUCUUCACGGCGCUCGCGACGUCUGUAGACGACCCGAAUGCGCUUGACGGCCUUGCAUUCGACCAAUUCCAUCGCCGACACUCGGACUGUACUGUCCACGGAGACAAGAGCCCCCUCGGCUUGUUCGCCAAGGUUACGAGCCAAAUGGCGGCAUGCUACCCGAGCUUUGCAGCUGGCGCAAUAUUGGUUGCGGCGCUGCAGUUCGUGAAUGCCUCCAUCUUGGAAAACGCCACCAGAGGGACGAUGCUGCAUCCGAAGGCCCUGGGCUUUGUGGAGUACCGGCGAUUCCUGAGUGGCAUUCCAGAGGUGUAUGUCUGUUUUAUCUGGGAGAAGACCCGUUUCCCCGCUGUCAAUUGCUAUAUACAGGCCAUUCCCGAUGCUUGCAUAUUCAUCGACUACUUGAACGAUAUCCUCUCCUUCUAUAAAGAGGAGCUCACCAACGAACUAGUCAACUACAUCCAUGACCGUGCUCUUGUGGCGGGGACAUCCACCUCAGAUGCACUGCGUGAUGUCAUAGGCGAGACGGUCGCUGCAGCGGAGCGAGUGCGUAGCAUUUUAGGGGAAGGGGAGGAGAGGGACGCGUGGGAUGCCUUCGUGAGGGGAUACAUCAAAUUCCACAUGGAUGACCCCAGGUAUCGACUGCGCGAGGUUCUUGGAGAUAAUUUCUUUGUGGAGGAGUGA
Messenger RNA from Postia placenta MAD-698-R-SB12, 1008 nucleotides. RefSeq lists its product as hypothetical. The coding region runs from base 1 to 1008 and encodes 335 amino acids. Gene Ontology annotation, molecular function: carbon-oxygen lyase activity, acting on phosphates. The record is from RefSeq and is a predicted model, not a curated record. The transcript has 5 exons. Lineage: Eukaryota; Fungi; Basidiomycota; Agaricomycetes; Polyporales; Adustoporiaceae.